Messenger RNA from Haliotis rubra (blacklip abalone), 3473 nucleotides. Its product is annotated as chromatin complexes subunit BAP18-like. The transcript is spliced from 6 exons. Lineage: Eukaryota; Metazoa; Mollusca; Gastropoda; Lepetellida; Haliotidae. The record is from RefSeq and is a predicted model, not a curated record. Bases 108 to 593 code for a protein of 161 amino acids. Gene Ontology annotation, cellular component: MLL1 complex; NURF complex.
GUUCCGCUUCCGGUAUUGUCAGCCGCGGGAGAUGCAACCCAAACAAUGAAUUUUUCUGAUUAAUUUGUUGCUUUUUAGCAUGUUGUUAGUGAAUUGAUGAUCACAUUAUGAGUUCUGCAAGCAAGGUUGGUGAAAUAUUUACGGCUGCUGGAUCAGCCUUCAGCAAGUUGGGAGAGUUGACAAUGCAACUCCAUCCAACAACUGAGCAAAGCCCCACGAGUGGAAAAUGGACAGACAAUGAAAUUGAAAUGCUCAGAUCGGCUGUUAAAAAGUUUGGAGAUGAUCUCAACAAAAUUAGUGACGUAAUAAAGAAUAGGACUAUUUCUCAAAUAAAAAAUCAGUUAAAACGGAAGGCAUUUGAAGAUGCUGGCAUACAACCCAGUGUGGAGACAUCGCCAACAAAAACAGUCGUCAAGCAUGUAGUGACCCAUCACGUGACGCACGAACCCCAGACCAAGAAACAGAAAACAUCAGAUGUGACGCUGAGUGCUCUCAAUGCUCCGGAAAGUGAUGUCGACAUUGAAGGUUUAGGUGAUGGGUCUGCAUCCAAGAAACUCGACUUCGACUCAGAUGUGGACUCCAGUAUGCUAUAGUAUUGGUGAAGAACAGGAGAGAAAGUAUUUUCUUAAAGGGAACACCCAUCUGUCCUGAUGAUACAAUCAAACGGAUCUUCAUAUUCUCUCAUAACCAUUUCAUCGUCAUCCAGGUUAUCAAUGUGUUUCAUACCCUACUCAAAAGGCCCAAAGUUUAAAAAAACUAAAACAACCUGUAAACCUUACACAUUGCCUGAGGUUUUUUAAAUUAUUUUAAUAGUGUAAUUUAAAUGUAUUAAUAAAUAAUUUUAAUUUUGCUGGUUAAAGGUGGAAACUGUUUUAUGUAUUCUCAAUGAUCAGGGUGUGGAGAGGUAAUUGCUCAUAAUAUUGAUCACAUGAUAUUCGAUCCAGUUUUACACAUCACCUGGAUCCAGUCCUUAUUCUGGGCCCUUAUUCGAAUGUUCAGAGCCCUAAGAAUCCAUAACUUUGAUUGUAGCCAAUGUGUUAAGAAUGGACUUGAGAGGUUCAUAGCACUUUGAACGUUUGAGAAUAGCUAGCCUGCCUUGUAGUGUGGCAUAUUGCUGUGUGGGUGGUGUUAAACAACAAACAAAAAACUUCCAUCGUAUCAUAGUGCGUUUCUCAUCUUUAUUCUCAGUUUCAAAUGAGAUGAUGAACAGUUUGGAGAAAAACUGAUACCAUAAAAGUCAACGUUGGGUUGAGGAUUCAAGUAAUAAGUCAUCUGUUGCUUAAGAUGUAGAGAACAGUUUUAUUGUCUAAUUUACCAUAUUUGAACUGUAACAUUGCAGUGAUGGUAUUGAGAGCUUUAAAUACUGAGGGAGGGAAGGCUGAAGACACAGAGAAACAUGAAGCAGGAAGUUUAUUAAAAUGUCUUUAUGGGUGGGAAAAUAUACAUUCAAACUAUUUAUGGGAUGUUAAUUUACAACCUGUUGGUAAUGAGAAACCUAAAAAGUACAUUUGACUUUCCUUUACAUAUGAUGUGUAAUCUUAGAUAAGUAAUUAUUCUAAAUAAUAUAACCGCCAGAUACCAAAUAAUAAAACAUGGAGUCUUUGAAUUUUAUUGGUGUAGUUGAAGUUAUCAUUUAAACAUAUUUCUCAUUAAAAAUUAGUUUAUUAGCCUAAAGUCUCUGUACCUGCCAAUAUAGGGAUUAUUUUCAUAGAAUUGUGAAUCCUGAUUGACAAAAACUCUGAUUAGUAUUUGGAUUCAGCUGAACAGAAAUGGUUUACAUUCUUUGAAUGACAUUUAAAAGUUCAAUGUACAGCUAUGGUUGUAGCAGUAGUCCAAAAUAGCAGUCAUGGUAUGCAAUACAGUCAUGUUAGUUCGAUUUACAGGUGUCAAGUGUUGCUCAUUAGAUAAGAUAAAUGUUGCUUAUUUGUUCAUACGAUUUAAACAAUAAGUCAAGAACUCAAAAUAAAAGCAAAAACUAUAAGCCCCUUUUCUGAUUUGAGAUGUAACACAGGCAUGCAAUUUUGUUAUUUCAGAAAAAAACCUGAAACGUAGUUGCUUUUAUGCUUGAGUAAAACAAUGGCAGUGGUGUGUUGAAGAAUUUGCUUAUUUAUUUUGAAUUUGUUUGCAAUGAUCUUUUAUGUUUUAUUGCUACAUACUGUUAUGUUGGUGUCAUCUGUUUUAUUAGUGAAACAAUACUAUAAAGUAAAGAAAUAUUUGUUGAAAUGUGUUUCACUCUUAAACAUGUUUAAGAAUGUACAACAUUAUUUUUAGAUUUUGGGAUUUUAAUCAGCUGAGUUUGUAAGACAGGUGAGUUAGACUAAUCAAUAUGUGAUGCAAGUUGACAGAACACAACAUGAACACAACAUAUAUAAAUUUUAAAGGAGGCUAUGUGAGCUACAGUAUUGCAGUUUGUCAUGCAGAGUUACCUCCCUUAUCAGGAUCAGGAUCCAUUGAUUGGGAAACACCACAUUUACGGAGAUGAAAACAAAUAUUUAGUCCACUUGUCCUCAUAAUGAUAACCCCCUAAAAGCAAAAUCCUUUAACAUGGACGGUAUAUUCUAGUCCUUGUGAUACCUUAACUCCCGGGCAGGUCAUCAUUUCCCUUUCAUGUCUUUUCAGUAUUUCAGUAUAUGUGGUUUGUUUGAAGUAUUUCAACAAUUACAAUUCAGAGCAAUCACAUAUUUAGUACCAGAAUGAUACUGCCAUUUGUAGUCAAUCUCAUUGUCAUCAGAUCUUAGUUCUUGCUGCUGCCUAGCAAAAGUCUUAGGACAUCCCAAUACUGGUGUGCACACAAGAAUGACCUUUGCUCUGACCAAGUCUCUAACAGUUCAGGAAAGAGAUUGCCAGAAGUCAGAAUGUGCUGUCUAAUUGAGCGGCCUUGAAAAAGUUGACUUAAAAUAUUCCAAAUGACAGAUUUACACUAAUUAGUGAAAAGUCUCAUUUAUCUCUUGCUUUAUCAGGGCAAUGGGGUAGCCUAAUGGUUAAAGCAUGUGCUUGUCUCCCCAAAGAUCUGGGUUCGAUUCCCCUUGCCGUAGAUCUGGGUUUGAUUCCCCACAUCGGUACAAUGUGUGAUGCCCAUUUCUGGUUUCCCCGCCAUGAUAUUGCUGGAAUAUUGCUAAAAUGGCGUAAAACCUUAAUCACUCACUCUUCCUUUAUCGGGAUGAACUUUUCAACAGAAAAGACGACUGCAUUGCUGAGUACCAACUCGGACAUCUGUAACACAUACCAGAUUGUUCCUUCUGUCAUUCUGAUGUGACCUGUAUUAGGAUGUCUUCAUAUCUUUGUUGCAGCUGCAAGAACUAAGAUCUGAUUUCAACGUGAUUGUGUAGUAGUUGUCAUGAAAAUGCUGUCAUCUAGCACCUCAUUUUGCAUCUCAUUUGUUUUUAUGUAUUGUACAGAAUAUUAAAUGGUUUCUAUGAAAAGUAGGUAAUUUGUAAGAUUUUGAAUUUAAUAAAUAUGAGAUAAUGUUUAAA